Molecule: messenger RNA, 624 nt
Organism: Trichosurus vulpecula (common brushtail)
Lineage: Eukaryota; Metazoa; Chordata; Mammalia; Diprotodontia; Phalangeridae
Product: zinc finger protein 2-like
Exons: 2
Coding region: 1-588 (195 amino acids)
Source: RefSeq, a predicted model, not a curated record
AUGGAGCCGGGGACAGAGGAAAGGCCCAUCAUCUCAACACAUCUUGGGACACAGACUGUACCUGAGGGCAAAUUGGAGAGACACAGACCGAACACUGAAAGGGAGACAAGGGGAGAACCCCUUUCCCAUGAGAGAGAUUUCAAGCAAUUGUCAAUUAAACUACCCCCAAAAAAUACUAAGGAAAGAGGCCCUGAAUGUAGUGAAUGUGGAAAAGCCUUUUUUGACCGAUCAACCCUUACUAGACAUCAGAGAACUCAUACUGGAGAGAAGCCCUUUGAAUGCAAUGAAUGCUGGAAAGCCUUCAGACAUAAUCUUAGCCUUCACAGACAUCAGAUCAUUCACACAGGAGAAAGUCCCUAUGAAUGUAGUGAAUGUGGCAAAGCCUUCUUUGACUGCUCAUCCCUUACUCAACAUCAGAAAAUUCAUAGUAAAGAGAAGCCUUAUAAAUGCACUGAAUGUGGGAAAGCCUUCAUCCAAAGAAGGCACCUUAAUCAGCAUCAGAGAACUCAUACUGGGGAGAAGCCCUAUGAAUGUAGCGUGUGUGGAAAAUUCUUCAGUAGCAAGUCAUCUGUCAUCAUACAUCAGUGAUGUUAUGCCAAAGAGUAACCCUAGAAACAUAAUGAA